GAGGUCACCACCGUGGUCUGCGUCUCCCGUCACCGCUACUCCAAGUACGGGGGGGUUCACUUGGCUCUGCUGCAGCCAGGGAAUUACUCGGCCAAGGUCCGGGCCACCUCGCUGGCCGCCGAGGAGGAGUCGGGCAGCUUCUACGUCCUGCUCACCGUCACUCCCGUGGUCCUCAUGGUGCUCAUCUCCUGCCUCGCCGUCUUCGUCUUCUUCUACAACAAGAAGAGGAGCAACGAUGGGUACCCCAGUGGGACGCUCUACACCUCCGUUAACCCCGAGUACUUCAGUGCCUCGGCUGUGUACAUCCCUGACGAGUGGGAGGUGUCGCGGGAGAAGAUCACGGUGAUCCGGGAGCUGGGGCAGGGCUCCUUCGGGAUGGUGUACGAGGGGCUGGCGCUGGGGCUGACGGCCGAGGGCGAGGAGACCAAGGUGGCCCUGAAGACGGUCAACGAGUUGGCCACCAUGCGGGAGCGCAUCGAGUUCCUCAACGAGGCCUCCGUCAUGAAAGCCUUCAAGUGCCACCACGUGGUCCGUCUGCUCGGUGUCGUGUCCCAGGGCCAGCCAGCGUUGGUCAUCAUGGAGCUGAUGACCCGCGGAGACCUGAAGAGCUACCUGCGCUCGCUCAGGCCUGACGCCGAGAACAACCCCGGGCUGCCGCCGCCGUCGCUGAAGGACAUGAUCCAGAUGGCGGGGGAGAUCGCCGAUGGCAUGGCCUACCUCAACGCCAACAAGUUCGUGCACCGCGAUCUGGCCGCCCGCAACUGCAUGGUGUCCGAGGACUUCACCGUCAAGAUCGGAGAUUUUGGCAUGACCCGCGACAUCUACGAGACGGAUUAUUAUCGGAAAGGUGGGAAGGGGCUGCUCCCUGUCCGUUGGAUGUCCCCCGAAGCCCUCAAAGAUGGCAUCUUCAACACGCAGUCCGAUGUGUGGUCCUUUGGCGUGGUGCUGUGGGAGAUCGCCACCUUGGCCGAGCAGCCCUACCAGGGCAUGUCCAACGAGCAGGUCCUGCGCUUCGUCAUGGACAACGGCGUCCUGGAGCGCCCCGAAAACUGCCCCGACGAGCU
Messenger RNA from Mesitornis unicolor (brown roatelo), 1064 nucleotides. Its product is annotated as insulin-like growth factor 1 receptor. The record is from RefSeq and is a predicted model, not a curated record. The annotation marks the transcript as partial. The transcript has 8 exons. Gene Ontology annotation, biological process: insulin-like growth factor receptor signaling pathway; glucose homeostasis; regulation of JNK cascade. NCBI's taxonomy places the organism in Eukaryota, Metazoa, Chordata, Aves, Mesitornithiformes, Mesitornithidae. Gene Ontology annotation, cellular component: insulin receptor complex; axon; membrane. Gene Ontology annotation, molecular function: insulin receptor activity; ATP binding; insulin receptor substrate binding.